This is a messenger RNA of Vigna angularis (adzuki bean), 2331 nucleotides long. RefSeq lists its product as uncharacterized. NCBI's taxonomy places the organism in Eukaryota, Viridiplantae, Streptophyta, Magnoliopsida, Fabales, Fabaceae. The transcript has 12 exons. The record is from RefSeq and is a predicted model, not a curated record. The coding region runs from base 248 to 2005 and encodes 585 amino acids.
UUCCCUAAUUUAAUUUAAUAUUUUUUUAGAAAGUGAGUUAGAUCUUCUCUCCGGUGUGAGCUAAAAAAAAAACCCUGGUAGAAGAGAGGAGUUCCGCAACUUCCACAGGUAAAGGCAAAAACACAAAGCAAAAAACAUGAACGUGUGAGUGGGGCGCCAUCAAAAUGGAUCACAGAGCCCAACGAACUCAGAAACCCUAACCGAGUCAUCCAUCAGUCAUAUACCCGAAGACGGUUCAGAAUGAUUGAUGGUAGUGAUCAUGCAACAGCAGCAGCAACAACAGCAACAGCAGAAUCCUUCUGCACUGGUGCCGCACUUAAAAAUUCCCCAAUCCUCCACCUCCACCGUCGCCGCCGCCACCACAACCCCCGCCGCCACUUCCAUUAGGUCGCCUUCCUCGCAGUCGCCGCUCUCCGUCGUCGCUCCCCUCCGCCAACCCCCGCUCACCUCGCAUCCCUUGCCGGUUACGGCGGUGGAGUCUGCUUUGACGGCGGUACCGACGUGUCCGCUGGUGAGAGUCCGCCUCUCGGACAUUGCCCCCUAUGACGGGGCACCGGCGGGGUCGUAUCUGAGAGCAAUGGAGGCGCUGUGUGGGUCUCUGCUGCGGCACAAUGCCGCGUUGAUCCAAUUGGGGAGCGAGGACACUGCUCUGAUGCGAUGCGGCUUGGAAGGUGCACGGUUAUUUUUCAGAAGUAGGGCCCAACUUGGUGUUGGAAAGGGUAGCCGUGGGGUUUACAUGUACAGAGCAGGAAGGGCUUUGGAGGAUUGGGAUUAUUCUCCCCCCUGCAUGGCUGAUAUUUAUCGAUGCAUGGGAAAGGUGUCUCGAUCUGCCUUGAGUGCCAUUGCAAGAUAUUUACGUCUUAGAAGCGACGUUUUUAACCAUUUGCUUGAUGAUUCUCCGUUGCCUGCUAAUGAGGUGUCAUCGUCAGUUCUUGUUGCAACAUACUCAAAUUCUUCUUUGCAAAAUGGAAGAGGUGCCAUUGGAGGUGGUAAGCCUACCAUGAAUGGUGAAGUUGAAAAGGGAUUGUUGACGUUGAUUUCUUCUGACACUCCUGGUCUUCAGAUAUGUGACCCCAGUGGGCGCUGGUAUCUGGCAGACAGUGGUUCUGGGCCUGGAGAUCUUUUACUGAUAACAGGAAAGGCACUUAGUUAUGCUACUGCUGGUCUACGACCUGCAGCAUCAUAUAGAGCUUCUCCUGAUUAUUUUCUGAGCCCUAAUGGUGGAGGAAGGACUUCUCUUGCAUAUAGACUCAUGCCACUGGGCAAUGCUAUAUUAGAUUGUUCCCCAAUAGCAGCAGCUGGCCAUAUUAUUCCCCAAAGUUAUGUUCGAAUUUCUGUAAGCCAAUUUAUGGAUGACCUUGCUGCUGAAGAAUUGAUAGGCAGCAGAUGUGAUAAUGCUGAUGUUGCUGCUCAACACAGUAUGAACAAGGAGCCAUCAUUAAGAAGUGUUCUAUCAGAUCCUUUAUCUGGCACAUUCCUUGAAGAUGCCAUGUUUGUCUCAUGUGGACAUUCUUUUGGUGGUCUCAUGCUGAGGAGAGUUAUUGAAACAUCCAGAUGUACUCUCUGCAAUACAGAAAUUGAAACUGGUUCUUUGAUCCCUAAUCUUGCUCUUAGAGCUGCAGCUGCUGCUGUCAAGCAUGAGGAUGAACGGAGGUUAUUUCGUAAUGCUGCUCUUCGAAAGCGGCGGAAAGAAAUGGGUGACCAAAUGGAUUCAAUGAGAAGAGUGAACAGGGAAAAUGGAGAUUAUAGUGCUCCUGAUGGACUUCAGCGGGGGGUGCAAUAUCCAUUUUCGGUAAACGAGAAAGUUAUUAUUAAGGGUAACAGAAGAACACCAGAAAAAUUUGUUGGGAAAGAAGCUCUGAUUACAUCUCAGUGUCUCAAUGGCUGGUAUUUGCUCAAGAUUAUUGAAACUGGAGAGAAUGUCCGCCUGCAGUACCGUUCUCUUAGGAAGCUCUUAACAGCGGACCAGUGUCCCCCACAACCAAUUCAAAAUAGUAGCUCUUAAAAUGGAUUUAUUAUAGGUUUUCUUUCUUUUUUCCUCCACCAGAAAAAAAAAAAAGAGAAACUUUUGUAGUGUUUGAAGCAAAGAAUGACUUGUCUGGUCUUGAUCUGUGAUUGUAAAGAGGUAAUAUGACUGGUCCGGCUCCUUACAGCGCGUGAUAGAGGUUUAUGUAACUUUUGAUGUAUCAACGAGGUUAUUUGUGUAGAUGGUAAUGCUAGGUCGGCUUAUAAGUAUUGUAAAGAAAGCAGGCAAAGAUAAAUUAGACAGAAUGUAAAUUGUAGCUGUUAUUGAAAUGGAUCAUAAGUUUAAUUUUUUGUUGCCAUAAUUCA